Messenger RNA from Vicia faba (fava bean), 2625 nucleotides. NCBI's taxonomy places the organism in Eukaryota, Viridiplantae, Streptophyta, Magnoliopsida, Fabales, Fabaceae. The record is from the annotation of a GenBank genome assembly.
AUGGCAUCUCAAAAUCCAUUCAACAGGAUAUUGAAGACGUUACAGAAGCCCAGUGAUGGCGGUGAAUUCGGAAAGUACUACAGUUUGCCAGCUCUCAACGAUUCCAGAAUCGAUGCGCUUCCUUACUCGAUUAGGAUACUUUUGGAAUCUGCGAUUCGUAACUGUGAUGAGUUUCAAGUUAAGGCUGAUGAUGUGGAGAAAAUUAUCGAUUGGAAGAAUACAUCUCCUAAACAGGUGGAAAUUCCGUUCAAGCCUGCUAGAGUGCUCUUGCAGGAUUUUACUGGAGUGCCUGCUGUUGUUGACCUUGCCUGUAUGAGGGAUGCAAUGAACAGGCUUGGUGGUGAUUCGAAUAAAAUUAAUCCAUUGGUACCGGUGGAUCUUGUCAUUGAUCACUCUGUUCAGGUGGAUGUAGCGCGGUCAGAAAAUGCUGUUCAGGCAAAUAUGGAACUUGAAUUUCAGAGGAACAAGGAGAGAUUCGGUUUCCUCAAAUGGGGUUCAAAUGCUUUCAAUAACAUGCUUGUUGUUCCUCCUGGAUCAGGAAUUGUCCAUCAGGUUAAUUUAGAAUACCUUGGUAGAGUUGUGUUCAACACAAAUGGUGUGCUUUAUCCUGACAGUGUUGUUGGAACUGAUUCACACACAACUAUGAUAGAUGGUUUGGGUGUUGCUGGGUGGGGAGUUGGUGGAAUUGAAGCUGAAGCUGCAAUGCUUGGGCAGCCCAUGAGCAUGGUCCUACCGGGUGUGGUUGGGUUCAAAUUAUUAGGAAAACUGCGAAGUGGUGUCACAGCUACUGACUUGGUGUUGACUGUUACUCAAAUGCUAAGAAAGCAUGGGGUUGUUGGCAAGUUUGUGGAGUUUUAUGGGCAAGGCAUGAGUGAACUGCCUUUGGCAGAUCGUGCCACCAUUGCAAACAUGUCUCCUGAGUAUGGUGCAACAAUGGGAUUCUUUCCUGUGGAUCAUGUCACUUUGCAAUAUUUGAAACUGACUGGCAGGAGCGAUGAAACUGUUGCUAUGAUAGAAUCCUAUUUACGAGCUAAUAAGAUGUUUGUGGACUAUAGUGAGCCCCAAGUGGAGAGAGUGUACUCAUCCUAUUUGGAGCUGAAUCUUGAGGAUGUUGAACCAUGUGUCUCAGGUCCAAAAAGGCCUCAUGAUCGUGUUACUUUGAAAGAAAUGAAGGCAGAUUGGCAUGCCUGCCUCAACAAUAAAGUUGGGUUCAAGGGUUUUGCUGUACAAAAGGAAGCUCAGACAAAAGCUGCAGAGUUCACAUUCCGUGAAACACCAGCAAAACUUAGGCAUGGGGAUCAUGCGAUUUUGGGAUUGGAGGUGAAGCCAUGGAUCAAAACUAGUCUUGCUCCAGGUUCUGGUGUGGUUACCAAGUAUUUGCAGAGGAGUGGCUUGCAGAAGUAUUUGAAUCAGCUAGGGUUUAACAUAGUUGGGUAUGGAUGCACCACGUGCAUUGGAAAUUCAGGGGAUAUUGAUGAAGCUGUUGCAGCUGCAAUUACCGAAAAUGAUAUAGUAGCUGCAGCUGUAUUGUCUGGAAAUAGGAACUUUGAGGGCCGAGUUCAUCCAUUAACAAGGGCUAAUUAUCUAGCUUCUCCACCCCUCGUUGUUGCCUAUGCUCUUGCUGGAACAGUUGACAUUGACUUUGAUACCGAGCCGAUUGGGAUAGCAAAGGAUGGAAAACAGAUCUUCUUCAGGGAUAUUUGGCCAUCUAGUGAAGAAAUAGCAGAUGUUGUGCAAUCGAGUGUGCUGCCUGAUAUGUUUAGGGAAACAUACAAUGCUAUUACCAAAGGCAACCCCAUGUGGAAUGGUUUAUCUGUUCCAUCUGGCAAUCUUUAUGCCUGGGACUCCACAUCAACUUAUAUUCACGAGCCACCUUACUUUAAAGACAUGAGCAUGUCUCCCCCAGGUUCCCAUGGAGUGAAGGAUGCUUAUUGUUUGCUAAACUUUGGAGACAGUAUUACGACUGACCACAUCUCGCCAGCCGGCAGCAUACAUAAGGAUAGUCCUGCAGCCAGAUACCUUACAGAACGUGGGGUUGAUAGACGAGACUUCAACUCCUAUGGAAGUCGCCGUGGUAACGAUGAGGUGAUGGCAAGGGGAACUUUUGCCAAUAUUCGCAUUGUCAACAAAUUCCUGAGUGGAGAAGUUGGGCCUAAAACUGUACAUAUUCCUUCUGGGGAGAAGUUAUCAGUCUUUGAUGCUGCAACGAAAUACAAGAGUGAGGGACAUGGUAUGAUUAUUUUAGCCGGUGCUGAGUAUGGGAGUGGAAGUUCUCGUGAUUGGGCUGCAAAGGGACCAAUGCUACUGGGCGUGAAAGCUGUUAUAGCAAAAAGCUUUGAAAGGAUUCACCGUAGUAAUUUGGUGGGAAUGGGUAUAAUUCCUCUAUGUUUCAAGACUGGUGAGGAUGCGGAGACUCUGGGAUUGACGGGUCACGAGCGUUACACCAUUGAUCUUCCAAGCAGUGUGAGUGAAAUUCGACCUGGUCAAGAUAUCACAGUGGUGACAGAUAAUGGGAAGACAUUUUCAUGUACCCUGAGAUUUGAUACAGAGGUUGAACUUGCUUACUUCAGUCAUGGAGGCAUCCUACAAUACGCCAUCAGGAACUUGAUCAAUGCUAAAAAUUGA